AGGAUCAUAUUAAAGACAAUAUUAAGUAGCACAAAACAUAUUGAAAAGACAUCCUUAUAUAAUGGUUUAAAACCUUGGCUGGGUGAUGGACUUCUUCUUAGCGGAGGCGUCAAGUGGCACUCACGACGAAAGACAUUAAUUUCCACAUUUCAUUUUAAUAUAUUGCAGCAGUUUGUUAAGAUUUUGAUCGAGGAAGGUGAAAAAAUGACAAAAUCCUUGAAAGAAACAGAAGGCAGAGUUGUAAAAGACUUAAUACCGUUUCUUAAUGAACAUACGUUAAAUGCACUAUGUGGUAUUGUAUUGUAUUUCUAAUUAUAGAGAAUUUUAUAUUUCCAUUGACGAAUAAUAAAACAAAAUGCAAGUUUUUUA
Messenger RNA from Wasmannia auropunctata (little fire ant), 369 nucleotides. RefSeq names its product cytochrome P450 4C1-like. Gene Ontology annotation, molecular function: iron ion binding; oxidoreductase activity, acting on paired donors, with incorporation or reduction of molecular oxygen; monooxygenase activity. The annotation marks the transcript as partial. The record is from RefSeq and is a predicted model, not a curated record. The transcript is spliced from 3 exons. NCBI's taxonomy places the organism in Eukaryota, Metazoa, Arthropoda, Insecta, Hymenoptera, Formicidae.